Messenger RNA from Seriola dumerili (greater amberjack), 2337 nucleotides. It is a transcript of the gene sh3yl1, whose product is annotated as SH3 and SYLF domain containing 1. The transcript is spliced from 11 exons. Lineage: Eukaryota; Metazoa; Chordata; Actinopteri; Carangiformes; Carangidae. Gene Ontology annotation, molecular function: protein binding; phosphatidylinositol binding. The record is from RefSeq and is a predicted model, not a curated record. Bases 272 to 1345 code for a protein of 357 amino acids. Gene Ontology annotation, cellular component: ruffle membrane.
ACAACACCUAUCGAUCCAUUCAUUGAUUUAUUAUCACCUGUUUGUGUGUGUCAGUUAUCAUCAAUUAACUCCUCCCACCUGCUCCUACCUUUCCAGGUGUCCUCGAUUUAUUAUUUAUUUUUUACGUGAAGUGCGUGAUAUCCGGCAGCGCGGAGAGUUGUCGCGAGAUUCAGGUGAAUCGGAAGGGAAGUGAAGAGAGGAGAACCUCCCGCAGCGCACCUGUCCGCAGGUAAACAACCGGAGGAAAGGAAGAGAGGAAUAAAAAGAAACAAUGAGUAACCCCAUCCCGUCCAAUCUGAAGUCAGAGGCCAAGAAAGCCGCCAAGAUCCUGCGAGACUUCACCGAAAUCUCCAACAGGAACGGACCUGACAAACUCAUCCCCCCACAUGUGAUAGCGAAGGCCGAGGGUCUGGCCAUCAUCUCCGUCAUCAAGGCCGGCUUCAUGAUCACAGCCAGAGGAGGCAGCGGCAUCGUCAUCGCCAGACUGUCCGACAGACGUUGGUCUGCACCUUCUGCCAUCGGCAUCGCUGGUCUGGGGGGAGGCUUUGAGAUCGGGGUGGAGGUGUCAGACCUGGUGAUCAUCCUGAACCAGCGUAGGGCCAUUGAGGCAUUCACGAAGGGCGGGAACCUGACGCUGGGCGGAAACUGCACUGUCGCUGUGGGACCUAUGGGCAGGAACGUGGAGGCAGACGUGGCUCUGCGUAGCACUGCAGCAGUUUUCACCUAUUGCAGGUCCAGAGGUUUGUUUGCAGGUAUUUCAUUGGAGGGGUCCUACCUGAUCGAACGCAAAGACACAAACCGCAAGUUUUACUCCCAGGACAUCCGAGCGUCUGCCAUUUUGAACGGAGAUGUUGAGCCGCCAUCAGAGUGCCACGACCUUUACCACAUCCUGGACGCCUACACUGAGGCCUACACCACAGACUGGACCAACAAGAACAUGCGACCAAAGCAGUCGUCUGCUCCAUCCAGACCUCCAGCUCCGCCUCAGCAGAGACCAGCAGCCAGCUACCAGAAACCAGCAACCGACACUGGUGCAUGGUCAGGUACAGGAAGUAAAAACGCCCUCUAUCCAUCUGUCUCCAUCUAUAAAUCUGAGUCCUCAGGUCAGUUUGCCUCCAAAAACUCCCAGAGCUACGGUGGAGGACCAUCAAUGGGCGGAGCCAGUGGGCAGCUGGUUGUCACAGCAACCCACCCAUUCACAGGGCAGCAGCCUGGCGACCUGAGCUUUGCCCCCGGCGACCGAAUCACCGUCAUCACUAAGAGUGAGUCCCAGUACGACUGGUGGGAGGGAAAACUGGACGAUGGGCGGAUCGGGAUCUUCCCCGCCAACUUUGUUACAUACUGAUGCUGCCCCCUGGUGGUCGGUGGAGGGACUGCAGCUGAACGACAGUCUCUACGGGAAGCAGCAGGGGUCAAUAUCAAUAAUGAAAUAUUUUGGGGUUUUGUACUGUGUUUCAAAACAUGACAUUUAAGAUGUAAUCUCCCUUUGCUCUGGGAUACUUUAACAUUUGUUUUCUGAUGUUUUUUAGACAAAACCAUCAAUCGAUUUAUUGAGAAAAUAAUCAGCAGAUUAGUUAAUAAUGAAAACAAUCAGUUGCAGCAGUAAUUACGGCUUUGUAAUUUCUAAAUAAUUUCCUAGAAAGUUUUCUACAUGAUUUACUACAAAUUUUAUACAAAAAAAUAGGUAUUUUCUUGUUACAACAGCUUUAAUUAAAACCCUAACCCUAAACUGCUCAGUGUUGACUUCAGGCAACUUUGGAGUGUUGGAAAUCUCCACUAACUGAUGUCUCAGCACUUGUUCAGCUGUUGUAGAUGCUCGUUUGUUUGUUUGUUUGUUUAUGUGUUUAUUUAGAGGUGGGGUAACUACAAAAUUGUACUAAAAAUAUCUUAAGCACCAUUUUGCUGUCCUUCCCCUUCAGAAUAAAACUGAGAAAAACAAAAAGACAAAAAGUUCUUUUACAUUUAGUACCAAAAUAAAAUUGCACUUUUCAUUCUCACAAAGAUACUUCAAAAUAAAAGCACUUUUCAAACCAGAUGAACGUUAACUUGAAUUUUAGCAUUAAACUUUCAGAUAUAGACUUUCUUAUUCACUGUGUGUUCAGUAUGUAAAGCUUCAUUUCUGGGAUCUGUUACUGUCUCCACUUUUAAAAUGUCUCCACAGCAGUAAAUAGGAUGUGGGUGGGAUUAAAUAUUUUUUGACACUUAUCUCUGUUUAUAGUUUUUAUAUAAUAAUGGAUUUGUUUUAAAGACAACUGUAGGAUUAUUCUGUCAGUUUAGUAUGAUUCACAUAAUCGUGGUGUUUUUGGGAUUGUUUUUACAUAUCAGAUUCUGUAUGAA